AUGACCUCGCGCGAACCGUCUGCGGCACCUUCAGAAGGCGACACCAUCGACGAUCAGAUGGAAGAUACGAAACCCGACCCGGCAGAACUUGAACAAGAGCAAGUUGAAACUACGGAAGAACCGUCUGCUGGCCCAACCCCUACGAGCGGUCGUCGAGCACCCCGAAAGACCGUAUCGGCAAGAAAAGCAAGACCGCGAAAAGGUGCAAUUUGGAUACAUGAACAACCUCACGAAGGCACUGAGGAUGAGGGCAGCGUCAUCUCAGCGUCUCUUUCACGAACCAAAAAGUCAGAGGCCACUCCUGAGUCAGAGCCUAGAACAAUAGGAACCGCGGUGGGCACGAGAAGACAGGCUAAUGGCACUGUUGGCUCCGUUUACUCCGGGAGCAAGGUUAGGCACAUCAAGAAGCCCGAUGGCACACCUCUAUGGCGCAAGGAAAUCCAGUACGAAUUCUUGCGCAUCGUCAUCGAGGACACGAAGCCAGUGUUCACGCGAAUCAGUGAUGGAAAACCCGGCUGCUUCUUCUCGGACAUAUACGUGGACUGCAUGGCAAGGAGUUCCAAGACAAGCAAGAUCCUCAAAGACAGGCUUCAGGUCGAUCGACAGGCUGCCCACAACAUGGCCAUGAUAUGUCUGCUUGUCAACGUCGGCCGCAUGAACACGACAUUGAACUUUUUCCCGGAGAUGAGAGCGCAGCUAAGAACCUACCAUUCCAUCCCUUCUCUGCAAGCGUACAAAAGCCAAAGAGACUAUAAAUCACUGCAAGAUGCCCCAAGGCUGAAGAGCAUCCUCAAGGGCGCAAGCGAAGACACCGAUGAACCUCGGACACUAGCCACAAUCAAGGCUAAACCAGUUCCAAGGACGAAUCCGGUCAAUUUGAUAUUCGUACUCUCCCAGUUUGCGCCCAAGAUCAGCGAGAUGCACUUCACUGAUAAAGUCGAUUUCUUUGAUCUUGCCAUGCGACCUACCAUCUCAUCCGGGACCAGGGCCAGAGCGUUUUUGUGGCUCAUGUGGUGGUAUCUCGAGUCAAACUUCACAAAGGAAGACGCGCUGCGGAAUCCGUACGGUCCUGGAGAGUAUAGAGAAGAUGAUGACCCCGACGAUCCCGACACAAUACCACAACUGGUUCCCAAAUUGACUACCAUCACAGAAGCAGAGGGUGAUGCUGAGAAUGUCGACCCGCCGGAAGAGAUUGCCUUUGCAGAGAAAAUGACCCAGGAAAGGCGGAGGAUCAUGCUGGAGAACGCCAGUGAACCACCAUUGGUUAUGGCUGACCCAGGAAAUCCGGACCAUAAAGCCCUGAAACGUCUCAAGAGGAGCGCCGCAUACGGGGACGAGGACUCCCUUAUCUCUGACGCAGAUUCACGGGCAAGUCCCGGUGUAGGACGUUCCCCAGCGCCUGAAUCUCUUGGUCACCAUGGACACGUUAUGAGUAGCGCCCUCGGGGGUCAAGCGGACAGCCUGGAUGAUGAUUGGGAAGCAGUCGACCCGCACCCUGGCCGCGGACGAUACAAGCGUGUCAGGGGGAAGAACACACCGACACGAAGCCGAGGGGGUGGUAGACAGAGCGAUGGGCCCAGGAGCUUGCUCAAGUCAGGUCGCAAUGCUGGGACUCCAGACACAACGGAUCGGUACCGAGGGACCCCUCAACCCCUACAUCCCGGUGGUGGUAAUCAUCCAGUCAUCGGUCAGUUUGGCGCACACCGAGGAAAGAACGAGAUUGACGUGCUAGGGGGCCGACACGAGCCGGCAGCCGGGGGGACAGGUACCAAGGCCAAGCCCAGGACAGGGUAUCAGCGCGAACUAGAGGAACAUAGACAGCGUCGAGUCGAAUGGUCGCUCCGGAGACGUCGUAGGCAGGCCCUCAAAGAAGCACGGCAGUUGAGGGAAGGGUGCAGAUGGCUGCUAAAGGUGGCUAGACGAGUCAGCGAGCUCCCUCCAACGUAUGACAGCGAAGAGGAAGAAGAGACAGGAGGAACUGGUUUUGCCGGUCUUCUUGGCCACAGAUGGCAUGGCGAGAGCGUUGAUCCCGAAGCUGGACCUGUUCCUGUUGGCUACGAACCCGACGAUUACGGUGAGGAAGUGGAAACAUGGACCAAGGUAUUGAGGAAGACAGGGAGGCGCCUGGAAGUCUGGGGUGGAGACCGUGAUCUGGCGGUAUAUCAUGCCCGACUCCAACGCCACCAGGCCGCCGAAGACAAUCUCACUGCAGCUCCCUCUCGACCACUCACAAAUGGGACACGCAAGAAGCGACGUGCGCGUGAGUCUCCGGCACGCCAGUCCGUCCCUGAGGUGGUGAGGUCCGCGCAGUCUACGCGAGCUAGAGGGAGAGAUCUCAAUGAUGAAAUCACCCAAGAUCUGCUUGCUGAGCGAAGUGACGAAGAUAUGGACGAUGACGACUCCCAUGCCGACGGGGACGGGGAGGGAGAAGAAAGUGACUUGGAUAUGGAUUGA
Molecule: messenger RNA, 2454 nt
Organism: Cladophialophora psammophila CBS 110553
Lineage: Eukaryota; Fungi; Ascomycota; Eurotiomycetes; Chaetothyriales; Herpotrichiellaceae
Exons: 1
Coding region: 1-2454 (817 amino acids)
Cellular component (GO): Ino80 complex
Source: RefSeq, a predicted model, not a curated record